Solanum stenotomum is the source of this 2360-nucleotide messenger RNA. RefSeq names its product cactin. The transcript has a single exon. Gene Ontology annotation, cellular component: spliceosomal complex; cytoplasm. The record is from RefSeq and is a predicted model, not a curated record. Gene Ontology annotation, molecular function: protein binding. Gene Ontology annotation, biological process: mRNA cis splicing, via spliceosome. NCBI's taxonomy places the organism in Eukaryota, Viridiplantae, Streptophyta, Magnoliopsida, Solanales, Solanaceae. Bases 55 to 2088 code for a protein of 677 amino acids.
UUAAUUCAUCUCAAUCUGAUUAUAGGAUAUCUCAUAGCUUAUCCCGCCGCCGCAAUGGGUUCCUCCGGCAACCGUAGCAAUAAAGGAAAGACGGUGUCCAAGUCCGGCAGACGUCGCCGCCGAUCUUCCGACGACACUGCAUCAGACUCCGAUUCAAUGUCUCACACCGAGUCCGAAUCCGACUCGGCUCCGCCGAGUAGCAGCCGCCGCCGUUCAAGCAGUAGCAGAAGCAAAAGUCGAGGUCAUAGCAGCAGAUCGAGAAAUCAUGAUUACGCAGACGAAGAGAAUAGUGACGACGAGCGAAAGAAGAAAAAGAAGAAAAUUACUGAAGAAGAAAUUGCUUUGUAUAUGGCUAAAAAAGCACAGAAGAAGGCAGCGAAAGUAGCGAAGAAGUUGAAAACGCAGAAUGUUUCUGGUUACUCAAACGAUUCAAAUCCAUUUGGAGAUUCGAAUCUGAACGAAAAUUUUGUCUGGCGGAAAAAAAUUGAACGAGAUGUUACUCGAGGUGUACCGCUCGAUUCCUUCUCGAUGAAGGCAGAGAAGCAAAGGCAGAAAGAAAGAAUGGCUGAAAUUGAAAAGGUGAAGAAAAGGAGAGAAGAAAGAGCAAUGGAAAAAGCUCAACGAGAAGAAGAAUUACAGAUGCUAGCUAGAGAACGGGCCCGAGCUGAGUUCCAGGAUUGGGAGAAGAAGGAAGAAGAGUUUCAUUUCGAUCAGAGCAAAGUCCGGACUGAAAUUCGUCUUCGUCAAGGUCGUAUUAAGCCUAUUGAUGUUCUUAUCAAGCAAUUAGAACCUUCUGGAGAUUUUGACGUGGAAAUAGAUGAGCCUUAUGUGGUGUUCAAGGGUUUGGCUAUUAAAGAGAUGGAAGAACUUCAAGAGGAUAUAAAAUUGCAUAUUGAUUUGGAUAGGGAAACACCACUGCAUAUACAGUAUUGGGAAUCCCUUUUGGUGGUUUGUAACUGGGAAUUGGCUGAAGCUAGGAGAAGGGAAGCAAUGGACAAAGCACGAGUACGCGGAGAGGAGUUACCACCUGAAUUGCUUGCAGAAGAGAGGGGUUUGCAUUCCAGCAUUGAAACAGAUGUGAAGUCUUUGUUACAAGGUAAAGGGUAUGGUGAAUUAGAAGCAUUGCAGUCACAAAUUGAAUCACAAAUGCGAUCUGGUACUGCUAAAGUAGUGGAGUAUUGGGAAGCUGUUCUUAAACGGCUUCAGAUUUACAAGGCUAAGGCUUGUUUGAGGGAAAUUCAAGCGAAAAUGCUGCGCGAACAUCUUGAGCAUCUUGAGAAACCAGUGGAGAGCCGUGAUGUAGAGGUGGAAGAGACAUUGAGGACUGAUGAGGAAGACACGGAUCAUGAGCAAAAUGAUGUUCGAGCCAUGUCUCCAGAACCAAUCUUGAAUGAGGUAGUUAAGGAGAAAGAGGAGGAAGAGGAGGAGGAAGAAGAAGAAGACGAUGAAGAGGCUGGUUCUUAUUCGCCUGUGUUAAUGCACGGGGAUGAUAAAGAAGAAGCAGUUGAUCCUGAAGAGGACAGGGCAAUACUCGAGAGGAAACGUAUGGCUGUUUUGGAAGAGAGACGUGCCCAAGAUAAGAUUUUGCCACCAACUCCCGCGGAAGACAACUUUGAGAAGAAGGCUUUUAAAACUAUGGGAGCAAUGGAAGAAGGGGAUGUAGUAUUUGGCUCAAAUGAUGAAAUUAAUCUUGAUUCACAGGUGUACUGGUGGCAUGACAAGUAUAGGCCAAGGAAGCCUAAGUAUUUCAACCGUGUUCAUACUGGUUAUGAAUGGAACAAGUAUAAUCAAACUCAUUAUGAUCAUGACAACCCACCUCCAAAGAUUGUUCAGGGAUACAAAUUCAAUAUCUUCUAUCCUGAUCUUGUUGACAAAGCUAGAGCUCCAACAUAUGUCAUAGAGAAAGAUGGAGAUAGUGCUGAUACUUGCAUCAUAAAAUUCCAUGCUGGCCCUCCUUAUGAGGAUAUAGCUUUCCGAAUUGUUAACAGAGAAUGGGAGUACUCCCAUAAAAAGGGGUUCAAGUGCAUAUUCGACCGAGGAAUUCUGCAUUUGUACUUUAACUUCAAGCGUCACAGAUACCGUCGUUGAUGGGUUUCCAGAAGCACACUGCUUGUUGCAAAGUUCAGUGCUUUGUUAUCCAUUUCUUGUUUAUGUAUUUGUUAGGCCAGCUUGUAUGUGAUGUUCAUUCAUGAACGAAGAAUUUUGUCAACUUGCCAUAAAGUGUGAUACAAAUCUGGAGUACUUCUGAUUAAUUUGUGCUAAUUGCUGAACUGAAGUCACUGAUGGCUGACAACCUUUAAAGGUUAGUCUUUUUAGUGUUCCUUGUAUUCGUUUGCAUAAGAGAGAAUCUGUUUGUCCAA